UUCUUUUCACAAAAAAAAAAUCACGCAUUCAUACAAACUACGAAGCUUCAGUCCUCGAGAAACGAUUCAAAGUUUUGCACGAAAAAGGGUAGAAGACCCCCCAAACUUGUUUUCCCCCGAUAAUAUCCAAUAUCGGAUCUAAAAUUUUAUUGAGUUCCUUAUCCUUUGAAUGUUCCAUACAAAGAAAAAGGUUUAUUCCAACUUUCUAGCACGACGUUUCUCAGCAUCUGCAACUGCAUCAUCUGAGUUGUACUAGAAGAGAGGGUGCAUUUAACAUUUCUUUCGCUUUGAGUUUCAUUUUCCAUUUCCCGUUCUUUCGCAGCGAUGAAAUGAUUCCACCAGCAAUAGCACACGAUUUUUCUGAACUUUCCCAAUUUUUUCUCAACCUGACGACAUCGAUAGUCAGAACAAAUUUCAUCCUGACAGCACGAAAAUCUAAAUCUUCUAGGAGCAGUACAGCAGGUUUCUGUGCGACCACAACUAUCGAGCGACCGAUGGUCCACCUCUGAGUCGGCGAUUAAAUCUUAUCUCGUCGCCGCCCGGGUUCAUCUUUGUUUUAUUUUCGUUGAAGAACAAGAUGAACAACGACCAACCUAUUAUUUCCUUUUAAAGUUUCAUAUAUUGCCUUGUUCCUAUUUGUAUUUCCUGAACGUCCGACGUCUGAAAUUUCUAGUUUCCAAUUCUAGUUUCCAAAAAUGUCAAGUUUUAUUCCCACCAUGUUCGGAGGUCUCGGCGAGGUGGAUAUGCAUAUGGACAACAACCUAUCCAACAAAAAAGUGUUAACGUUAACGGUUUUCACAGAUGGCAGUCAUUCAUUACAAAUUUUGCCUUCCAGCAAUACAAAUCUGCGCACCUUUUUUCAUGCAUCACUGCAUCACAAAUUCCGUUUAACGUUAACACUUUUUCUUGUGAUGCAACCCUUACAAUAACGACAGCACAACGGGUAUUGGUGGAACAACUCCUGGUGCCAAUAACAUGAUGACGAACAACGCGACUAGUUCUCCGACCGCGAAAAUGGCCACGGGGAUCAUCACGCUCCUUGGAAAAGACAUGGCGGUCUGCGAAACGGUGCACAAUGAGAAGGACGACGAGUUCGGGCACACGAGUCUUUUCGGCCAGACAGCUUCGGAGGUGAAGGUGUACUUUCCGCAGGUAUGCAUUGCAUGCAAAAGUAUGAUCUUCGUACUCGUUCCAAUGCCAGUCUUGCAUAUACAGAUCUAGUUUUGCACCUGAAACAGCAUGACAAAUGCCAGCUUUUCUGUAUGGAAUAAUUUGUCAUGCCAUUCAUAUUGGUACGACGACGACUUCCUACGAUGACGAUAUUUUUGCGAUGCAUAGCAGGGAAAGCUCGAUCAUUUCGUUCUCAAGCCCGGCGACCAACUCGCUUUCGAGCUCGACGAAUACCAAGACCCAACGAGAAACGUCCCGGAAUCCCAGGUGUGGGCUUUGAACCCAGUGUCCCUCGAGCAUAAAUUUUCUUCCGACAUGAAAGGCCACGGCGCGAAAAGGGAACUCAUCGAGCAGCAAGUCUUUCCCUUUCCGAAACAUGUGGGGAAACUAGUCAGGUACAGCAAAGAACAUACGAAACAGGGCGGGAACAUAUCCUGAGUAAAAAUGUCCCCACACCAGAGUCAAGAUGGGAAAUCUGCUAGACAAAUCAGCCAGCUUUGGUUGUUUCGCAUGACAAAUUUGUCCUUGUAGUGUAAUCCUGUUUAGCUAGUUCCGAAGCAUUACAGACCUAGCGCGUCAUGCUGAUUCUAGCAUCACAAAUUCCGAAACGCGGCGAGGAGAUGGCUCGUAUGGGGCUCCGCAUGAGAGACUUUUUUGGCAUGCAAUUUUGCAUGACAACUCUGAGAUGGGGACGUUUUUACUCAGGAUACAACAUUCGCGGGAACUUCGGCAACGGGUUUAUUGAGGCCAAGGACGCGGCGGACUGUGAUAUCUACAUUCACCAUUCGAUCGUGUUAGAAACAAUCCCGAUGAUGACCUUUGUCGCCUUCGACGUACAUUACAACGCGCAAAACAAGCCGUAUGGAAGCCUCAGAAUCGAAUAAAUCAAUAAAGUUGAAAUAGUUUGUCAUGCAUAAAAUGCAACGCAGAAAGUGCCUGUCUUGCAGACUAGGCAAGGGAGGCACAUUGUAAGCCUGUUUCGGGGUAGAAAUAGAGCUGCCAAAGCUGCAUGAAAAAAGGCGUCUUCCUUACCCAAACAGCAUUACAAACUGGAUUUCGGCUCUACUCAAAUUUGUAAUGCGCGGCUUAGAAAUUGGGCUUGCAACUGGUAUCGAUUUUAUGCAUUACAAGUUACUUCAACUUUGUCGAUUUCAACUCUGACACAUCCAUAAGCCGCAAGCCAGCGCCCCGCUGUGGCAGUUGGUCGAGGAUUUGCCGAGUUCGAAAACCGUGUGGGAACAGCAGCUACAGAACAACAAUAAAGGCGGAAACAACAACAUCAACUCUGGUGGCCUCAUUACCGCUCCUUCCUCUGCGCAGAAGCCCGCCCUGAUGCAGCGCUCUUCGUCCCUCCAGACAGCGACAAUGACGCAGAACAAUAAACUCGAUAAAAAUGAUCAGCUGAAUCUGUUGCAGAACAUCACUUCUGUUUUAACCAACAUCGUGACUGGGAAUCAGUCCACGUCCGACGCCGGCGCGGCUCUGGCGCAACUCGGGCAAACCAUCCAAGCGCCACAAACGCAGAGGGUUGGAGCAGGUAUGGGGAUGAUGAGCAACAACGUGGGAACUACUACGCAGCGAAUUCAACCACCAGGAGGGGUUAAUACAGCGAUGUUGACUUCGCAAAACAACAAAAGAGAUCCAAACGAGAAGGAAACUUUUUUGAACCCAGCCCGGCACAUCAAGGACGAGGCAAGGGAGUAUUUGGAAAAAAAUUUGGACAAAACGGUCCUGAAAGACAUCCACAUCGGCGUGAUCGGCGAUUUCACCCCCGACGGCGACCACACCAUCAUCCACGCGGCGGAGUGCAAUGUCUCGACCGACCGCAGCCAAAUCCCGCAAAACGGUAUGUACUUCGUACCGAACUACGUUUUGGGGAAGUACGAGUUGAAACGGGGCACGAUGAUCGCCUUCCGGAUUGAGUUGAGUAAGGAGGGACACCCGCUAAUGCAGCACGCGGAUUUCGUGAAAUUCGGAACCGGGUUUGGGAUUUGGGAGCUCACGACACCCUUCCGGGCGGAACAAGAUGUAAUUUUCGGAGAUUACUUCGGAAAGUAGGAAUGGGAAGAAGAAGUCAUGGAAGUCAUUGGAGGAACGCCGGUUCUCAAAUCAUCAAUAUCCGGUUGUCUGUGAUCAUUACAAGCUGCGAUGCAUUUUGAGAGGUUGAUGGUUGUUAGGAUCGAAAGUGUAGUGUUGUGUAAAAGUGUACUUCAACCAUUUAACGUGUUAGCCAACUACACGCAAAACUCAGCGAAGUUGCAGUCUGUGCAGGCGUCACGCGCAUUCGCAUUUUUCGGUUAUUAUAUAUGAUUUUAUGGUGCCACAGAAUUUCAUGUAAUCUCUAAACCGAUAUAACAACCAAAUAAAGAACCGCGCACGAUAAAAAAAGCUUCCACGAUCUUCCUCUUCCUUUCCAUACCACGAUCGUGAAUAUGUCAACGGCUGGCAACGCGUUUGUCGAAACUAAUGUGCUGAAGAAAGAGUACAAAAACGACGCCUACAUUCACGACAAGAUCAUGGAAUUGUGCCACCUGGGUCUGAACAAUGUUAUCUGCUUUCGCGUGCACAUCUCCGGUUCUGGGAAUCCCCAGGUUUCCGCCCCGGUGUGGCGGUUGUGCAUCCCGGGCGGGCACAAGGGGGAAAACGACCCGGCGUUGCUGUUUCAGGUAAAGAUUUGUGUUUCAUCUGUUUGCGCUUUUCACCAUUGCGAUUUAUCACUCUAUGCUUAGGCAGCAUGACAAAUUAUGUAUGAAGCUGCAGCUCAGGAGCAAUUCUUUGUCUUUUCCACAACAACAGCAAGCGCUGGCGGAGAAGAAAACCGGUCCGACGGUUUCCGCGGCCGCCGCCCAGCAUCAAACCACCGCGACGAUUCGAUCGAGCAGCAAACUCCUGAUCCAGCAGGUCUCGGAGGAGGAAAAGCAGCAUGAUGAUGGGGAAAACCUGUGGGAGCUUCGGUCCCUGGACGAGAAGCACACCAUGCGGGACAUCGCCUUCCACAAUUUUGAGUACGAAGGCUUCGUAAACAACAUCAACAAGGUCGGGCAUGUAUCCUGUGCAAAAGUAUCGUACUCGUAGUAAUCGCAAUCAUGCAUUACAAAUUUCCAUCCCAAAGCAAAAUAGCAUGAGAAAUUCCAUUCGUUAUGCUGACCGAAUUUGUAAUGCGAUUUCUACUAGUACAAUGCUUUUGCAAUGCAUAGCAUGGCUUCGCUCGCGCCCCCGGGUAUUUCGUCGACGAAAAGAACCGGAACAUUUUCCUCCACAAGGACAUGGUAGAACGCGGGGAGAUGAAGCCCAACAUGCGGUUUAUGCAUUGCAAAAGUAUCGCACUUAGUACGAGAUUGCAUGACAAAUUUUCUCCGGUUGAAAAAUGAAUUUGUCAUGCUAGAACAGUAGAAAAUGAGUUUUGUCAUGCAUGGUUGCGAUGCAUUACCAUUACUUUGAGUGCGAAGAUGCUUUUGCAUUUGAUACGGUUUCGUUUCAAGCUGCAUUUUAACAAGGAGGGGUUACCGCAGGCGAGCCAGCCGGUCUGGGUGUGCCUAACCGCGGAGGGGGCGGCGACGGGAGAGCAGGCGGACGGAAAGGGGGCUACAGCUUCUUCCACGGGAGGUGCGUUAAACGUGGUCCCGGUAGUGGGAGCCACAGCCGGAACAGCCAUAAUGGCGGGGCGGAACGGAGCAAUCGGAGGUGCUCCGCGGCUAAACUUAGCAGCCACUGGCGGCUCGGUUGGAGGGCACCAGCAACCGCAACAGCCGCAGAUAAACAAUCGCAACCCCUUGUUUGGCACGUCCACCGCUCCUAAUUUUAAUCCUUCUGGUGGAGCAGCUGCAGGUACAACUUCUAAAAAGCUGAUGCCAUUGCCGGGUCGCCCUCCGGCGAUGGGGCAGCAGCAGUAUCAACUGUAAAAAUGUCUGGGUCUGGAAGAAUCCACCUUGUCAUGCUGAUUUUGGAUUCUAAAAAAAUCUGUAUUGCAAGAGCAGCAAAGAGAGUCCAAAUUUUGCAGCACGGAAAGAGCAUUUGUCAUGCGGAAUAGGCUUCAGGAAGCCCUCUAAAAAUCUGUGAUGCUAGGGCAUGCGUCACAGACUUGAGGAGUCAUGCAAAAUGUGCAUGACAAACCUGGCAAUCUUCCAGACCCAGACAUUUUUACAUUUGAUAAGCAGUCGCAGGUGACUACAAAGGGAAAUAACAAUAACUUUUCUACAAAAGGCGGCGGGAAGGGUGGCAAGGGGAAGAUAUGACAGGAAGAAGUGUUAACGUGAAGGUUAACGGAAUUUGUGAUGCAGCAAUGCAUCUUCACGAAACGUAUCAAAAUUUGUCAUGGAUAGCAUGCAUAUUGGGCUACAUUUGUGAUGCAUGACUGCAAUCUGUGAACACCGUUAACGUUAACACUUUUUCCUGUGAUAGAAGAACAAGAUCAACGAAGAUUAUAGGAUGGACAGUUUUUUGCCCAAAAACCUGUUCGGAAAUAGCAACCAGGCGAGCAGGCCGACUCCGUAUUAGGAGGUGCAUUUUUAUUAUGCAAGAAAAAAAGAAAAACUGUGUAAGUGUAACUCUGUAAUGCAAAACAUGCAACAGAGUUACACCUGUCAUGCCACACAGCCAUGAAGUCCUUUUUUCAUGUGUAUUUUCCCUUACAAGCCACACAUGACAGGUUUUUUCUGUCAUGUAGAGCAAAUCUGUGAUGCUGUCAGCCAAAGAAAGUUACACUAACACAGUUUUUUUCUUGGAUAUUUAUGGCUCGCUAGAAGUGCGUUCUUCUUGUCUAUGAUCUCCAACGGUGUGUCGAACAUCAAGAAUAAAACGACAGCACACACUUUCGCAUAAAAACCUUUCCUCCAAGUAGAAUUUUCCUCGUGAUAUGUAUGACCUCCAAGAAGCUGCUGUGCAAAAGU
Molecule: messenger RNA, 6059 nt
Organism: Amoebophrya sp. A120
Lineage: Eukaryota; Dinophyceae; Syndiniales; Amoebophryaceae
Source: the annotation of a GenBank genome assembly